UUAAGCGGCUUAGCUACGUCAGCCUAAGCUGGGAGGAAUUCAUCCAAAGCCCUCCGCGGUAGGCGGGGGCCUAAACGAGGCUGGCCUAGUUAAGCCUGAUUCUUAUUGUGUGCAGCACAGCUUGUUUUUGUUGUGCAACGUAGCUGAGAGGGAACCCAGGAGUAGUGUGUGGAUCCAUGCACUUGGUAGUCAGAGCUUGUGUGUGGUUCAGGGGAGAAGAGGAGAGCAGAGAAGUCACAUGAGACAUGUCUGAGAGUUUAGGCUGGUUUUAGUGUGUCACCGUGGACCAAGAGAGGAGAGCAAGCAGGGAAAGGUGGGGAGGGCGAGGAGCCACAGAGCUGAGUGGUCACUGAGGGGUGACAAGCCACAGGCCUGACUUGGUCUGUGUGAGCUGGCUAUGCUUCAAGAUGGAGAGCAGUCCUAUAUUUCUGCCCAGCAUGGUAGGUAAAGCUCGCUCUUCCAACUUCACCCUCUCCGAGAAGCUGGACCUGUUGAAGCUGGUUCAGCCUCACAUCCGCAUCCUGGAGGAGCACACCAACAAGCAUGCGGUCAUUGUGGACAAGAACAAGUGCUGGGACACGGUGGCCGAGCAGUACAACGCCCUGGGAGGGGACAGGCCCCACCGCACCGCUCAGGGCCUGAGGACCCUCUACAAGAGGCUGAAGGAGACGGCCAAGCAGGAAGUGAUGCUUCGGAGACACGCCCAGCCAGAGUACAGAGCCAGCAUCUCUGAGCCAACCAGGAGAAUUAUGGAGAUGAUCCCUCACCUGUUUCACCACGUGCCCUUCCACGACAAGGACCAGGCUCUGCGCAGAUUAAUAUACAGCAAGCACAACUCCCCCACUGAGACUCCUGGCAGCAGCUCCUCUCUGGCAGGACUCCAGGAUUACUCAGCAGCUGUCCCAAGUAUCCCCCACAAGGUGGUCCAGCUGGACCCCGAGGAGGACGUCAAACCACCACCGGACCUCCCCAUCCUCUCCUCGCACUCAGGACAGGCCGUGGACGGAGGCCAGGAGCGAGAGGAGGAGCAGGACUUGGGCAGCGUCCAUGAUUACGAAACGUCUCUGUCUCCCACUCCUUCCUCCGUCAACAUACUCCUCUCAACCUCGCCGCUGCCCAUUCGCCACAACCUCUACCCCAAUGACAUCCAGCCUCACCACGAGCUGGACAAGCCUCUGCACCUGGCUAAAGAGGAGCUGGAGCUGGUGUUGGCCAAUCACAGGAAAGUUGCCCUGUACCUGGAGGAGAAAAGACAAGGGCUGAAGAGGAAGCAAGAACUGGAGGAGGAACUUCUGCGGGCCAAGAUUAAAGUAGAGAAACUGAAGGCGGCUCGUCUUAUGCACGGCCUGCCUCUAUAACAGUAUAAACACACACAUCUGUGGCCAAUGUUGGAAAGGGAGAGGCUCUGAGGAGUUCAAAGUAUGUCAAAAUAAGCUGUGGAGCAAUCACGCUUAUCAGUUUAAUGUGUGAUUACAAAUGUCAGAUCUUGAUUUACUUCUGGAAAUACAGUGCCUCGUUCAGAUUACCAAUAACCCGUUUGCUUGUAGCAGGAUAAUGCAGACCUAUGCUGCCAUCAGACUCUUCUUUAAGCUUUACUGUUAAUAAUGCAUCAUCAUUCCAGUGUGUUCUGGUAGCAGUUGUGACAAAGCUGGUAGAAACUUACAUUAGUAACACUGUGAUAGGCCCACAGGGGUAGAACAAAUGUGAAAGUCCAAGUUUUGGAAGGGAAUGUACGUGGUGUUGACUGACAUGUACCUUGCUGGUGCGUUCUCUAGAAACCAGAAUGCUACAAUAGGACCAUUACAAUAGUGUGAAAGGUCUUUAUUAUUGAACAGAGCUGAAAAAUACAACACACAUUUAUUGUAAUGACCGGUAAGUGUUCUGAAAAAAAAAACCCACCCAAUUUUAAAUGUUCAGAAAAAAAAAUGUGAUCAGUUCAGCUGACAUUCCUCUUACAUUUCUACAUUUCUUACAGUCAGUCAGCCUUUAUUUAUUACAUUUUAUGGCAUUUAUUUUUUUCACUUCAACAGAAAUUAACAAGAUUUGAGUGCAAGUUCAGUUUUUUAAAAGCCUUAAUUUUUGUUCUGUUUUCAUAAGAGCAAUUAUUUUAUUUUUUUUCCAAAACAAGGUUAAAUAAAAUUCAGGAAUUCUUCAAGUUGUUGAGUUUUUGGUCAGUUUGAUGAACACAAGAAGGGUGAAUGUUGUGUGUGUUUUUGAUGUUAUUGCUAUUUAAUGUAUGUGAGUGCAAUACUGAUUGUAUUGUUGAUUGACAAGUGUUGUCAGUUUGUUUCCAGUUUGUUUACAUGUUUGCUCAUUUUUAAUAAA
Salarias fasciatus (jewelled blenny) is the source of this 2325-nucleotide messenger RNA. RefSeq names its product fibrinogen silencer-binding protein. The coding region runs from base 408 to 1358 and encodes 316 amino acids. Lineage: Eukaryota; Metazoa; Chordata; Actinopteri; Blenniiformes; Blenniidae. The record is from RefSeq and is a predicted model, not a curated record. The transcript is spliced from 2 exons.